AACAAAACAUUGCAAUCACGGGUCGACGGUGGUCGGAUCAGAUUUUGUCCUUCGCCGACUUGACGUGUUGGCAGAUGAAUCAUCAUCUGAACCGUUUCUUUGUUCUCUAAAGUCCACACUCAUUUAACAACUGCCCACCUUAAUAACCAAACAUCGCCAAAGCCGGAUGCUGUGUUGCCUACAGUUCAUCAUCUCCUCCCUCCCCCACGCCUGGUCACAACCUCGCAUUCAAUCUGACAUCUGCGCGACUUUUGAUUCAUCAUGGCCACUCCCCGUGGCUGCGGGGGCCUCGAUGAGUUGCGUCCGAUAUGCAGCGGACUAAGAGACGUGGAUGGUUAGGUUGCCAGCACAGCGCAUGAGUUGAUGGAGAGAUCAUCCUUGCAGUGCAAAAAUAAUACCUUUUUCUGUGUGGACGGGGGCUCUCCUCUCCUUGGCUUCACGGAGAGAGGGUCCGAUGGGUGAGAUGUGGUCUUGUUACAUUGUCUCCUCCCCGACAGGUGCCAGUGCUUAUUUUUGGCAGGGAUGUGGAUGGUAAGAUCGGCCAUGUCAGUCCAAUCCUGGACAAGCCCAGCCUCCAAAGUCUCUUUACCCGUCCUUCGACGGAUGGCACUUUUGGAUUUGCGCUUUCUUCUUGCGACUCUGACAUCUCUGCCAGAAAGAGCCAGUUACUCCGUUCGGUCAUGUCCGUGUCCGCGUUCCGGCGCUGACAAGAAAAACCACAAGAAAGACAAGGCAAAAGUCUUUGCCCCGAGCCUUAUCCUCAUCCAACCCGAUCAACUGGUCCAAUCAACUUGAAACCUCAUGCGAGAUCGCCGUGAUUCCAACUGCCUGGGCCACUUAGCGGUUGUGGCUGUUGAUAGUCUGUGAAACGAAACACCACCAACGAGCUCCUGUUGGUUCGUCUGCUUCUCAGUCAAAGCUACUGGUUCUUUGUUAGAGAAAACUUGACAGCUUGCAUCUUGACUCGGCUGUUCAUCUAUUUCCUCUACCGUCAUCGGUUACCGUCCGUCCCAUCGGGUGCAGAAGCUGAAAGGGCCUGUUCGGAGCAGUGUCUACACCCUGGUCCAGUCCCAGGUCGAUCCCAGAUCAAAAAACUCCUCGAGGUCAGCCCUUAGCAACAGAAUAUCCACCUGUUUACCGCUCUGAAAAUUUCCACACUUGAAGUGGAUGAACCAUUUUCAACGGUCAGCCUAGCUCCUCAUCAUUUAGCGGCAGAAUCAGGCUCCAGAGGAUUGAGGCUGAGUAGAGAGAUAUGGAGUGAUCCUGGUCAAAAGCAAUGUCCUUACAGAACGGUGUCAGCUCGGAAGCAUAACCCUGACCGUAGCCAACGCAUGCAGAGCAUGCUGCACCGCAGUAAGAUGGUGUCCAUGUUCGCAUGGGCGGCCACCGAAGAGCAUGGAUGUAUCUCAAUGGCUCUUUAACCCUCUAACCGACGAAUGUGCUGUCUUGACAUGAGGAACAGCUGAUCCCUCAGCCCUACCCAUUCCCCAUCCCUCCGAUCUCAACUGGUCUCAGUGGCGAACGUUUGUUCGACAGAGAAUACUGUCCACUUGCCUUCCAUCUUAGCAUUGUGUCUUACAGACCGUUUUGGAUUCUCUCUGUACCGUUUGCUUUCUCAUCUUACAAUCAUUUUGCCUUUGCUUCUAACUCCCUGAUCCUUGCCCACUCAUUCUACGUGCAUAUUGCACAAACCCACCAAGCAUCGAGCUGCUCGGACACUUUAGUGAUCUUUGAUUCUAGGCCGAGGCUGUUUCUUUGUUCAAUAGGGAUUGCUUACCUUCCCGAACUAGCCUUGUUACUUGUGUACACUUUGCCUCCCAGCGGAUAUUCGGUCUCUUUGCCGGUCAUUGGGAGCGUCUUUAGGACAGAAUAAGCAAUGGUCCACUAGCAUCUUCUUGCAGUUAAUUUCUUUCAAACACCUGCUCUGUGCGACGCCCUCUGAAUAGCUCAUGAUUGCAGUCAUGAUGUUUCGAAACGCUGCACCGUGGGCAUUCCUGGCCGCGACCAUAGGUCCAGCCGUCGCCCAGUUUGAUGCCUGGCAAGAUGGCCAAAUCAGUACUGAAAUAUGUAUUUGGAAGCAGCCAAGAGCAAUUAUGAUUCGGGAUAUGGUGUAUCUAGACGGCGGUGAUAUAAAAUGGACUGCACAUAUGAAUGAUGGCAAAACAGUUACGGGACUUGACACAGGUAACAAUGAGGGUAUUAUCCUCAACUUCAAUCUGAGCACUCCAUUUAAUACGACGACGAAUGUGACGCAGAUUCUUCUCGACAAACCAGCCAUGUCAAAAGCACGAGGCGGUUCAGGAAACAGUAACGGCGCUGCGCCUAACUUUAUCGACGGCGCUCUUCUUGGUAAUGAUGCUGAAUUCUUUCUUUACGGUGGCGACCUGUUGCGAAACGACGACUUGUACCAGGCACCCGAUAAGGAUGAAGUUUUGGGCUACCAGGCAUACCAGUAUGGACCGGACAAGCCGACAUGGAAGCCAAGUUUUGUUGAUGACAAGCUGGACAAAGACGUCACUAGAUACGUCGCGUAUGGAGGAGCUGCAAAUGUACCAUCUGAAAACCUUGCGUUCUAUUUCUCUGGCCUGAGAUCACCGACAUAUGGAGCUUUCUUCACGAACGAUCCCAAGAACAAGGCCACGAAUGUUUCCGACACGCUGAUUACCUUGAACAUGGAGGAGCAGCUCUACGAAACUUGGACCAACACAACGUUGAAAGGGCCCAAGGGACGUGCCAAUGCAGAGGUCGUUUGGGUGCCUGUGGGCAAGAAAGGUAUUCUUGUUGUCCUGGGAGGUGUUGUCUAUCCUGAAUGGGCAGGACGAAGUGGCAAAUCCGCAAAUGAGACAGAGAGUGAAAAGCAAAGCCCUGAGUUUAUGCAGACAAUCGACGUCUACGACAUAGACAGCAAGAAGUGGUACAAGCAGGAAACCAAGGACGGUCCAGGCGCACGAACUCGAGGAUGUGCUGUUGUCGCUACGGCUUCAGAUCGUUCAAGUUUCAAUAUCUUCUACUAUGGCGGGUUCGAUGGUAUUCAUCCAUUGGACGCUUACAGUGAUGAUGUCUGGGUACUCUCGUUGCCAUCCUUCACGUGGAUCAAGAUUAAUGAAGGAAAAUCUCUUCAUGCUCGCGCCGGACACAAGUGCUUCAUGCCAUACCCUGACCAAAUGCUUGUCUUUGGUGGUUACACGUCUCAAGCUGGAAGUUCGAUUACUUGUCUUGACCAGGGCCCAAUUGUGAACUUUAACGUCACCAGUGGACAGUGGUUGGACGGAUAUGAUCCUGACGAGUACAGCGAUUACGGCGUUCACGAAAAGAUUCAUUCUGAAAUCGGAGGUGAUGCCAAAGGUGGCGCAACGGCGACUGCCCCUGCAGACGGCUGGUCGACAUCCGCCCUUGAAGAUAUCUUCGGCACUAAAUACGACACCAAGAAGAUCAAGGAAUACUGGCCUUAUACCAAGGCAGUCUCAACCGGCAGACCUCGACUCGACAGCGGCGACAGCAAUGAUGACGACAACAAGAGCGGCGGCUCUGGUCUUCCAAACUGGGUUGCACCAGUUCUUGGAGUCGUUCUUGGACUGAUGUUUGUGACCGGUAUCCUUGUUGUCUUCUGCCUCUGGCGCCGUCGCAAGAUCUUCAAGAACCGAUCAAGCGACGACGGUACUGAAGAUCCAGGCUCACGUAUCCGAUCAUGGAUCAGGGGCCAGCACAACGAGAAGGCCCCUACAGUCACAACAGACGAGACCCCUACAAGUCCUGGAACUGAAGUUGCCUCAACUGCGAGAUUCGUCGGUUUUUCACCGUCACCGUCUGAUGAUCCUGCCUAUCCUGCCUCUCCCGCUGAGGUAGCCGAUACCCAGAUCCACGAGAUGCCUGACACCUCACGACCCCCUGAGCUCCAUGACACAGGCCUCUCACCCAUCGAUAUCAUCCAAAAGUACUCCCACUUUGCCAAAGACGGCAAACCUCGCUCCAUGUCAAAUCCUUCUAGCAACUCUUACUCUAUAGGAGGAGAGCAUGCAAGCACCGUUUCGAGGUCGACAGGACCUCAAUUAUCGCAGCCUGACUCUCCCACAGCAGGUCAUAAUCGCAUGACAUCAGAUGUAUCCGGUGUAAGUGAAAGCGACGGCAAACCCACUCGCGUAACAUCCGAUGUUUCUGGCGUAUCUGAAGGCGAUGCCUUGGCACUCCGGCAUACGACCAUUCCUGUAAGUCCAAGGACCGACGAUGCGAGCUUGCCCUCGCCGCCACUUCCCUCUCCUCCUGCAGACCCAACACCCAAUUCACCCAUUGGUGAAGGGCCAGUAUCCCCUGCACCAGUGUCUCCUCCCAGUGCCGGCGAGGCUCCUGGUCGGGACUACAUCACAGCCAAGGCCUCAGCAAGCCCUAUCCGGAAGAGUAUGUUUAAGGAAAGUGAUGAGGAUAUGGGUCAUUCUAAAUAGAUAUUUUAAUGUGAGAUAAAAUCAGAGGAUGGCGUUUGAAAUGUGGUUUAUGAUGGAACGUAUGGGCAUACAUAUCGAUAUCAGGCGGCAGGACAUUCUUUCACGGGCUCAGCAUUCUAGGAGUACGAUACCUUGGUUUAGGUUCAUGGCGGGAUUACACUCGUUUUGUUGCAAAACAUUCAAUGUCUAUAUACGUUACUUUUGAGUACCUAUAUUCAUAAUAUCCACUCCAUAUGAAAGAG
This is a messenger RNA of Fusarium odoratissimum NRRL 54006, 4681 nucleotides long. RefSeq lists its product as uncharacterized. The coding region runs from base 1950 to 4439 and encodes 829 amino acids. NCBI's taxonomy places the organism in Eukaryota, Fungi, Ascomycota, Sordariomycetes, Hypocreales, Nectriaceae. The transcript has 5 exons. Gene Ontology annotation, molecular function: protein binding. The record is from RefSeq and is a predicted model, not a curated record.